Molecule: messenger RNA, 1470 nt
Organism: Endocarpon pusillum Z07020
Lineage: Eukaryota; Fungi; Ascomycota; Eurotiomycetes; Verrucariales; Verrucariaceae
Product: Alpha-galactosidase
Exons: 1
Coding region: 1-1470 (489 amino acids)
Biological process (GO): carbohydrate metabolic process
Molecular function (GO): alpha-galactosidase activity
Source: RefSeq, a predicted model, not a curated record
AUGUAUCUCCCUUGGCUAGCAACCGCCUCGGCAGCUCUCUCCUUCUCAGUCCAUGCAUUGUACCCGCUCAAUGAGCUGGCUAAAACGCCUCAAAUGGGAUGGAAUAAUUGGAAUUCAUUUGGAUGUGACGUGGACGAAGAAUUGCUGAUCUCGGCAACUGAGAAAAUCAUUCAGUACGGGCUAAGAGAUGCUGGCUAUCAAUAUAUUGUCCUCGACGACUGCUGGUCAAACGGCAGAAGCUCCAAUGGUACCCUCCAAGCCAACACCACAAGAUUUCCUAGCGGCAUGGCGGAGGUUGCAGAUCGUAUACACAAUGAAGGAUUCAAGUUCGGGAUGUACAGUUCUGCCGGCACCUAUACCUGUGCACGCUACGCUGGCUCCUUGAAUUAUGAGCACCAAGACGCCCAGACCUUCGCCGGCUGGGGUGUCGACUAUCUCAAAUACGACAACUGCUACAACGAAGGUCAGAGUGGCAAUCCACUCAUUACAUACGACCGCUACAAGAAAAUGUCGGACGCCCUCAACUCUACCGGUCGGCAAAUCUUGUAUUCGAUGUGCAACUGGGGCGAAGACUACCCCUGGAAAUGGGCCCAGACUGUUGCUAAUAGCUGGCGAAUGAGCGGCGACAUCUACGACAGUUUCAACCGCCCUGACGCUCGCUGCCCCUGCACUGGGAACGAAGAAUACAACUGCGCCCUCCCUGGCUUUCACUGUUCAGCCAUGAAUAUCCUCAACAAGGUCAGUCAUUACAUUGACAAGGGUGUCCCGCACGCAUGGAAUGACCUGGAUGCUCUCGAAGUCGGCAAUGGUGGCAUGACCGACGACGAAUACAAAACCCACUUCACUAUGUGGGCGGCAGUCAAAUCUGCGCUAUUGAUGGGAAACGAUAUGGGCAGACUCUCGGCACGAGAUCUCUCCAUCCUCAACAAUCCUGCCAUCAUAGCGCUGAAUCAGGACCCGAGAGGUACCUCCGCCGUGCGCGUCUGGCGAUACGAUGUUGAUGACGUCGACAGAUAUGGGCAGGGCGAGAUCCAGAUGUGGAGCGGCCAACUAUCUGGUGGUGACUAUUUUGUCGCACUCCUCAAUGCCGGCAACAGCUCGCGGGAGAUGAACGCAAUGGCCGAUGAUAUCUUCUACGACGACGGCGAGGAAGGGACAAGCGAGGAGUCAACUAUGGAAUGGACAAUCCACGACCUUUGGGCAAAUCGCAUGCCGGAGGAUGUGGCUCAGGCACUCAUUGAUGGCAACUCGACACAGGCGUCGAGUCUCAAUGUCACAUCGUAUUACUUUAAUGCAACUGAGACGAGCUAUGAGGACGGAUUGGCAAGUAACAACACAUUGUUGCUGGGGCAGCCGGUAGGGACAUUAAGUGCGAAGGUAAUGAUCACGGCGGAGGUUCCUCGACAUGGCAUUAUGGCUUAUCGACUGCGGCUGGCAGGUUGGGGUCUGAGAAAGAGGGACGAAUUGUGA